Crotalus tigris (Tiger rattlesnake) is the source of this 626-nucleotide messenger RNA. Its product is annotated as avidin-related protein 2-like. Gene Ontology annotation, molecular function: biotin binding. The transcript is spliced from 4 exons. The record is from RefSeq and is a predicted model, not a curated record. Lineage: Eukaryota; Metazoa; Chordata; Lepidosauria; Squamata; Viperidae. The coding region runs from base 60 to 512 and encodes 150 amino acids.
GGGGCUUUAUAAGGGGCAUCCCGCCUGGAGCUGGCACUUCUAGAUUCCUGAAGAUCACCAUGGCGUUAGGCCAGGCAGCUCUGAUGCUCUUCGCUUUCCUGCUCGAUUGUAGCGGAACCUUUGCCGCACCCCAAAACUCGGAGCCAGACGCCAAGUGCUCCCUAACCGGCAGCUGGAAGAACGAUCUCAACUCCACCAUGGAGAUCAAGAGCGCCAAUAACACGGGGGUAUUCAGGGGCGUCUACAGAACGGCAGUCUCGGACACCACCAGUAAAAUCCAGCCAUCCCCGCUUCUGGCCGUCCAGCACCUGGGGGACCAGCCCGUCUUUGGCUUCACCGUCAACUGGAAUUUCACUGAAUCCAUCACAGUCUUUGUGGGCCAAUGUCUGGUGGGCGAGGACGGAAAGGAGCAGCUGAAGACAACCUGGCUGCUGCGUGAUAAGGUGGAAUCUGCAGCAGAUGAUUGGGCAGCGACUCGCGUUGGGACUGACACCUUCUGGCGCACCAAGUGAGAGGGUGAAGAGAGCAAGGCUUCCCCGUUUCUGCCUUGGGGGGUCUUGGGGGGGUGACCCUUCCAACCUCACCCAUCAGAUGCUGUUCUCCAAUAAAAUGUUUGCCUGAGCAGC